AUGGUGAAUUGGAAAGUGGUAAAACCCGAGCCUAGAUACGAGGAUCUUAUGGCCGAUAUGUUUAGUAAGGAAUUGAACCAUCUUGAUUUGUCCAAUCCUUUGAUAGUUGGUUCAAUAGAUGCUGAUGCAAACAUAGCACCGGCAGUAGCUGUACAACAACAAUCUGAGAAGACUAUUUUGAUUGAAUUUGAAGAUGAAUUUGAUGAUUUUAGUACACCUCCUAGUGCAGACCUUCUCAAAAAAAUGAGGUUUGAUGUUGGUCAAUCUUCACAUCCUCCUAUAAAGAAACAAAAAAUAGUUGAGGAGUUAGAAAAGGUUAGCUCACGAGUAGCAAAGCCUAAGAAACAGUCAGACAAGUUGUCCAAAGAUAAAAAUUUGGCAGAUCCUUCAAUGGAUCUUCCGGAGCCUCGAGUUUCCUUGGAUAAAGACAAAGUUGUGCCUAAUGUUGAGAUGAGGGAUGCCGAUAAAUCAUUUGCUGCUUCAGAGGAAAAGCUAUCACUAUCCAAGUCUGAUUUGGAUGAGAUAAAGUCUUAUGUUAGGACCUACGUUGACAUAAAAUUCAAUGAUCUUCAAAAGUUGAUGGUUGACCAGUAUACAGAACUUUUGGGAGUUGUGAAAGAAAGUUUUGCUUCAUUUGGCAAGGUUGCUCAAUAUCCAGUGCAUGAAAAUGAAAAAGACAACCUGGAUAUAGAAGAGGAUCCUCCUCAAUCUCUUAAUGCGCACACAACGGAUGCUAAAAAUUAUAAUGUUGUAGAUGCUGUUGGUCAAUCAUCUAAAUUAGGUGGUAAAGAAGGAGCAGCUUAGGAAUCCUUUAAGGAGUCUGAAGAGGCCCUUCAUAAUACAGAUGAAGAUUUGUCUAAAGCUAUUACCUUGUACGUACCACCAUCGCGUGCUGCCUAUCCAACAGGGAUCAAUUAUAUAGAUGCUGCAGCUAUUGACACAUCUGAUCGGCAAGACAAUAUUGAUAGUCAGUGUUAUAUUAGCGACAACGCUAUUGUAGCUAUUUCUCAGAUCCCUGUGUGCAAGACUAAUCCAAAAUAUGUCAGGGAACUUCCUUCCAAUAGAAAUAGACAGCCAUCAAGAGUAUAUCAGUCACCAUUUGUCAGUGAGUUUGAUUCUGGGUCAAAAGAUAAAGAAGUCAUCCAGUUGCAAAAAAAGUUGAAAUAUUCAUUUGAAGGUCACAACAUUAAUGGACCGUAUGCUGAAGAUAUCUUCUCUAAGUUCUCUGUUUGGAUGUCAGCUGGACUGUACAAUCCAUAUGCUACUAAGUAAGGAAAGGAUGAGUACUACACGACCAAA
Messenger RNA from Capsicum annuum, 1299 nucleotides. RefSeq lists its product as uncharacterized. The coding region runs from base 1 to 804 and encodes 267 amino acids. The transcript is spliced from 6 exons. The record is from RefSeq and is a predicted model, not a curated record. NCBI's taxonomy places the organism in Eukaryota, Viridiplantae, Streptophyta, Magnoliopsida, Solanales, Solanaceae.